This is a messenger RNA of Cephus cinctus (wheat stem sawfly), 2001 nucleotides long. RefSeq names its product testis-specific serine/threonine-protein kinase 2 (gene Tssk). NCBI's taxonomy places the organism in Eukaryota, Metazoa, Arthropoda, Insecta, Hymenoptera, Cephidae. Gene Ontology annotation, biological process: intracellular signal transduction; cellular response to glucose starvation; protein phosphorylation. The record is from RefSeq and is a predicted model, not a curated record. Gene Ontology annotation, molecular function: ATP binding; protein serine/threonine kinase activity. Bases 685 to 1791 code for a protein of 368 amino acids. The transcript is spliced from 4 exons.
UUAAAUAUGUUUUCAAUAAACUUAUAAUUUAUGCUUUUGGAGUUGAUAAAAUAAAUACAAUUGAUGUUGAGGGCUAAAAGGAGCUAUUUCCGAGCUCUAUACCAUGAAGAAUGACAGUCGAAAACGAAUAAAUGAGGGUUGCUCGCGAGGGCUCGUGGCCCCGGCAACCGAAAACGAGUUUUCCACGGUCCAUAAAAUUUCCUAGUGCCCUGUCAAAUCGCAAACUUGCUUCUUUUCCUUCGUCCUAUCAAAAUUUUCUUUAAACACGAAACGUAUCCCAAGUUCCGGAGUGGGACCUCCCUGGUAAUACGAUAACUCCUAGUGAAUAUCUAGAUGUUUUAUAAAAGUGUCCGAACAUGGUGCGUUAGGUAGGUGCGUCUUGUGUACUCGGUUUUCAAAAGAGGUACGAGCUGGACUCAAGGCCCAAAAUUUUAGUGUUGCAACAACUCCAAUGACAGAGCGGGUCGACCUAUUUUUCCCGGUUAAAACUGAUGUCAAUUUUUGACUUUAUCAAAGCACUGACAGUGACUGGUAUUUGAUGCUUGAAAAAGAGUGACAAAUCAUUCUCCGAAUAAGAAGUGUGCCUGUAAUAGAGUCCAACCGGUACUGGUGAAGACAGGUAGAAAGAAAGACAGGAUUACAUACGACAGGAGUCAGGGAAUCCUCCAAUGAAGAGCCACUGGCAUGGCCACGCGACUCAGCCCCCGAAACUCGGAGGUGAACGCUCUUGAGCAGCGGGGCUAUCUGAUUGGCAAAAAAAUUGGACAGGGUUCUUACGCGACUGUCCAUCUUGCUGAAUAUGUGGAUGGACCUAGUACGAAAAAAAUGCGAUUGGCUUGUAAGAUCUUUGACAAGGAAAAAGCACCACGUGACUUCCUGGAUAAGUUUUUCCCAAGAGAAUUAGAGAUACUGACAAAGAUUGAGAAUCCUCAUAUUAUACAAGUACAUAGUAUCCUUCAGCGCGGUCCACGAGUUUUUAUAUUUAUGCGUUAUGCCGACAAUGGCGACCUCCUCGAUUUUGUCAAGAGGAACGGUGUUGUGCCGGAACAACAGUCUAAGCUAUGGUUCCGACAAAUGGCUUCUGGUCUUCAUUAUCUUCACGGAAAGAAUAUAGCACACCGGGACUUGAAGUGCGAAAAUAUUUUACUUUCUCGUAAGUUCAAUGUAAAGCUUGCGGACUUCGGCUUCGCAAGGUAUUGCAUCGAUCACGACGGCAGAAGGGUGCUCAGUCAUACCUAUUGCGGAUCGGCAGCUUAUGCGGCACCGGAAGUCGUAUCUGGGACACCCUACAAUCCCAAAUUAGCAGAUGUCUGGUCCCUGGGAAUUAUACUUUUCAUAAUGCUUAACGCAUCCAUGCCUUUCGAUGACUCGAAUUUACGAAAGCUUCUCAAGAAUCAAAUGUCCAGAAACUGGGUAUUCAGAUCCCGUGUAAAGGACACAGUUUCUACCUUGGCCAAGAGUAUAGUUAAGCAUAUUCUGGAACCAGACAUAACAUUAAGGUUCACCUUAGACAGGGUACUAAACCAUGAAUGGAUCAGAACCAAAAAGGAUAAGAGUGGAUCUCUGGUUGGUAGACUGGUACAUUCUGCACCGCCAAUUCAUCCUCAAACGAAUGGUGGUGGUGGAUUAAACGGAGGGGGAACAACAGCAACCGGAAGUCCCCCAACAAUUCCUAGAAUAGGUCUGUCAGGGUUUAAAGGUAUAGAGAAUGCUAGUCAACCGUCUACUAUGAAAAGCAUAGACAAUCCAGGAAAGGAAUCAUCUAAUCAGUCACCGAUAACUGUUGAGUGAUGAAUACAAGUUUUCUAAUGAUUUUAUGUGAAGCAUUGAUAGUCGAUGUGAAAGUUAAAGGAAUACGACCCGCAUCUAGUCAUCACAAAGAUUCUAUAUUUUUCAAGAAUUUCACUUUGUAAAAUAUUAAUUAUUCAUCUGUAUACAAAUGGUAAUUUUUGCUAAUAUAUAAUGUCGAAAUAAAGAUUGAACAUUCUUGGGAAGUGAUAA